Messenger RNA from Micropterus salmoides (largemouth bass), 3346 nucleotides. It is a transcript of the gene trim23, whose product is annotated as tripartite motif containing 23. Gene Ontology annotation, biological process: vesicle-mediated transport; intracellular protein transport. Gene Ontology annotation, molecular function: GTP binding; zinc ion binding; GTPase activity. Lineage: Eukaryota; Metazoa; Chordata; Actinopteri; Centrarchiformes; Centrarchidae. Gene Ontology annotation, cellular component: cytoplasm; lysosomal membrane; plasma membrane. The record is from RefSeq and is a predicted model, not a curated record. The transcript has 11 exons. The coding region runs from base 35 to 1789 and encodes 584 amino acids.
GCUCCUGCUCAGUCCUCUGCGCUGUCGUCCAAGAAUGGCCGCUGCUGCAGGAAUAAACAAGCAGGGCGCCGUGGCGAUGAUGGAGCCCUGUAUCCGACACGGGAGGGGAGCUCAUGGAAACACGGUUAAGGUGCUGGAGUGUGGUGUGUGUGAGGACGUCUUCUCUCUCCAAGGGGACAAAGUCCCUCGUCUUUUGCUCUGUGGUCACACAGUGUGCCAUGAUUGUCUAACCCGGUUGCCCCUCCAUGGUAGAGCGGUCCGCUGCCCCUUCGACAGACAGGUCACUGAGCUGGGGGACUCUGGAGUCUGGGGUCUGAAGAAGAACUUUGCUCUGCUUGAACUCUUGGAGCGACUCCAGAAUGGAGCUAGCAACCAGUCGGGGAUGGCGGAGGAUGCCCUCAAAGGCAUGGGAGAAUGUAUAAUUCGUUGUGAUGAGGACGAGAGCCACACCGCCUCUAUGUACUGCACCGUGUGUGCCACCCACCUGUGUGCCGAGUGCUCCCAGCUCACACACUCCACUCGCACGCUGGCCAAACACCGUCGGGUGCCGCUGGCUGACAAGCCGCAUGAGAAGACCCUGUGCCCCCAGCACCAGGUCCACGCCAUCGAGUUCGUCUGCCUGGAGGAGGCCUGUCAGUCUGGGCCCCUCAUGUGCUGUGUGUGUAAGGAGUACGGCAAGCACCAGGGACAUAAGCAUGCUGUUCUUGAGACUGAAGCGAAUCAGAUCCGUGCCUCCAUUUUGGACAUGGCCCACUGCAUCCGCACCUUCACAGACGAAGUGUCCGAGUACUCGAGGAAGCUGGUGGGCAUCGUGCAGCAGAUAGAGGGCGGAGAGCAGAUAGUAGAGGACGGCGUUGGCAUGGCACACACUGAACAUGUCCCCGGCACAGCAGAGAGCGCGCGCUCCUGCGUCCGAGCUUACUUCGCCGACCUCCACGAGACUCUGUGUCGGCAGGAGGAGAUGGCGCUGAGCGUGGUGGACGCUCAUGUCAGGGAGAGGCUGAUCUGGCUGAGGCAGCAGCAGGAGGAUAUGACCAUCCUGCUGUCUCAGGUCUCCACGGCCUGCCUGCACUGUGAGAAAACACUUCAGCAGGAUGACUGCAGAGUUGUGCUGUCAAAGCAGGAGAUCAACUGUUUGCUGGAGACUCUUCAGAAGCAGCAGCACCAGUUCACAGAACUGGCGGAUCACAUUCAGCUGGAUGCUGGAAUCCCUGUCACCUUCACAAAGGACAAUCGGGUCCACAUUGGUCCAAAGAUGGAGAUCCGUGUGGUAACUCUCGGGCUUGAUGGAGCUGGAAAAACCACCAUUCUCUUCAAGCUGAAACAAGAUGAGUUCAUGCAACCCAUCCCAACCAUCGGUUUCAAUGUGGAGACCGUUGAAUAUAAGAACUUAAAAUUCACCAUCUGGGACGUUGGUGGAAAACACAAGCUCAGACCCCUCUGGAAACACUAUUAUCUGAACACGCAAGCGGUGGUGUUCGUGAUUGACAGCUGCCACAGGGACAGACUGAUGGAGGCUCACAGUGAGCUGGCCAAACUACUGACAGAGAAGGAGCUGAGAGAUGCCUUACUCCUCAUCUUUGCAAACAAACAGUUUGCAUGUUUGCAGGAUGUUCCUGGCGUUGUGUCUGUGGAGGAGAUGACAGAGCUGCUGAGCCUACAUAAGCUGUGCUGUGGGAGAAGCUGGCACAUCCAGGGCUGUGACGCCCGCAGUGGGAUGGGCCUCCACGAGGGGCUGGAUUGGCUCUCCAGACAGCUGGUGGCUGCUGGCGUCCUGGACGUGGCCUAAAUGUCGCCUCCCCCCUACAUUGCUGUUUUGGUCUGACUCGCCCCUAAUGACUGAACCCAGCCCCUGAGCCCCGUUCAUCUGUUCUCCCACCACUUCCAGACAUUAACUUUCAAGACGAGACUGCGGCUCUAAACCUGCCAUCCUCAUCUUUCCUUCUUUUGCACCAGUGGGGGCAAGAGAAAAGAUGUAAAUACCCUCUGUAGCUUCACUGAAUCAGGAAACUACAAAACCAUCUUAAAGUCUGUCCUACCGGUCACCCCCACCAUCUGAGAAAUAUAGUCGCUGGCUUCAAAACCUGAGAUAAGACUACAAACUCCCACCCUGCUCCGUUUCUAAGGCAGCUUACACAGUCCAACACGUUGCUUUCUUUAGCUUGUCUUUGUUCUAACCUUUUCAAAGAGGCGAGCUGUUUAUCCUGCAUCUUAUAGAUAGUUAUCUUGAGUUCAGUAAAAUGUAACAAUUGCUCCUUGUGCCCUGCCAAAGUGGAUUUUCUCUCACGUUAUUCACCAUAACCACUACUAUACAGUGACGGUAAUCUCAGCUAAGACUGCAGAGGAGUAGUCUGUGUUGUAAUUAUAGUAUAUUUCACGUACCUUUUUGUUGAUUCAGUCGACAACACAUUAGAUUAUCCUGAAAAGUCACCUUUUAGCUAAAUUCAGUAUAUUUGCAGGUAAGUGAGAUGGCACAGAAAUGUUCACUAUGGUUUAAAUGAACUCAGAGGACUUCCAGUGGCUUCAAACUGGUCAAAUGUUACGAGUUUGGCUGUUUUCUCACUUUGCCUUUAUCUAAUGUAAGCAAUAGCAGUUGAUGUUCCAUCGUUAUGUGUUAAGUUUUUUUUUUUUGAUUGUACUGUAAGAACCUAUUUAAUGCCACAGCUGGUCUUGAAAUGGCGCACCAGUACAGUUUUGGUUUGAGUACAGUGUUUUCUGUUACAUAAACUGUUUAUUGAACUUAUUUAUGAGCAACCGUUAUCUUUGAUAAGAGGCUGUUGUGAGAAAUUCAGUCUCUAUACACCGAUUCUGCCUCCGUUUUGUGUGGAGUGUCAUGCACGCAGAAUUUGUGGAAUGCACUUGUUUGCUGCCUCACUACCAGUUUUCAUUUGGAAGCAAAUUAACUAUCUGCUGUUUCUUGGUAGACUGAGUAUCAAUCUCAAUAAAAAAAAUUUAAAAAAGUGAAAAUAUUCCUAUUUAAACAAGUCCUGUUUAUCUGUCUUGAGAUGGUACACCUUUAAUUAACAGCCUUCUGUAAUAAUGUAAUGUGAAACAUUAAACCUAACACUGACACUUGUCUUGUUAUUAAAGGAACCAUAAUUUGAGUCUAAUUUAAUCUUUAUUCAUUGCUAUGUAAUGUUUAUUAAAUGUAUCUAUGUACAAAAAUACAAAUGAAAAAAAAAAAGCACGUGAAAAGCCUUCCCACAUAGUUUGUGAAAACAUUUCCAUUUGUUUUUAAAACGUAGAAGCACAAUGCGCAUUGAAAUGUUUGUUACCAGUGGACUUGAUAACGGCUUUUGUAAAUUAUUCAUAAUGUAAUGUGUGUAAAAUAAACUAAUUGACCUUA